Messenger RNA from Ostreobium quekettii, 1038 nucleotides. The record is from the annotation of a GenBank genome assembly. Lineage: Eukaryota; Viridiplantae; Chlorophyta; Ulvophyceae; Bryopsidales; Ostreobiaceae.
AUGCCGCAAAGGGCUGCAGACAUGCCGCACGCGGGUGCCCACGCGGGCAUUGAUUCGGACGGGAGCGGAUCUCCGCAUGAUGGCGUGGCCAGCGCCGCGCAGGUGCUGCAGGCGGAGGCGCGGCUGGUGGCGUGGCUGGGCGUGGAGCGGCGCGAGGGGCCCGCGCUGCUGCGCGCGCUGGGCGGCGCGCUGUCCGCCACGCUGGGGCCGUUCUUCAUAAGCAACGUGGUGCCGGUGUGGGAACAGGUGGAGCUGGUCACGAGGGGCGUGCUGGGACCACCGCAGGCCUCGAGGGCCAUCUUGCGGGGCAUGGCGAUGCGGCUGGCCGCGGCGGACAGGCCCGAGUUCAACCUGCAGUUGCAGAUAGGCAACCUGCCAUAUACCCCGCCGCCGAGGGCCCGGGAGGAGGAGCGCGCGGACGACUGGCCAGAGUCGCCCCCGCCGCCCGUGGGGCUCAUGCUGUACCACACUAUCGUCACCGCCAUCACCGCCACGCUCCUGACGGACAUCAUGGGCGCGAAGGGGUUCUGGAGCGGGGUGCGCGCGCCCGAGAUUGUGCUCAUGCUGGCGCUGACCGUGGCCAUGGUGUGGAGCUUCGCCGUGCUGAUGGGCCUGCUGGGCUUCCGGGCUGUCCCGCUGUCGAAGCUGAUGUGGGGGCGCCUGCCGCAGGUCUUCGCCCUGCACGUGGCCAUCAGCAUGAAACUCAGCAACCCCAGCUUCCCGGUGUCGGCGGGCAUAUCCCUGCUAUCCCUCGGCAGCUUCUUCAUAGGGCUGUUCAACAAGCAGCCCGAGGGCGUCCACAUCGUGGUGGACGCCCUGCUGCUGCUGGUGCUGCUCGCGGCCUGGCCCGGCCUCUCAACAGCGAAUCUCAGCCGGCCGCUGACGGAAUGCAGCAGCCUUGGCCAGCUGUGCGUGAGGCUGGGUUUCGGGGCGACGUUGGGGUGCCUCACUGUGGUCUUCGGUCUGCAGUGGACAGUGAGCACCAUGGCCCCCAAGUUGCUUCCACUGCCACGCUGCCACCUGGAGUGGGAACUCUGA